Exophiala oligosperma is the source of this 4218-nucleotide messenger RNA. RefSeq lists its product as uncharacterized. The transcript is spliced from 3 exons. Lineage: Eukaryota; Fungi; Ascomycota; Eurotiomycetes; Chaetothyriales; Herpotrichiellaceae. Gene Ontology annotation, molecular function: protein binding; ATP binding; DNA binding. The record is from RefSeq and is a predicted model, not a curated record. Gene Ontology annotation, biological process: sister chromatid cohesion. Gene Ontology annotation, cellular component: cohesin complex; nucleus; chromosome. The coding region runs from base 170 to 3940 and encodes 1256 amino acids.
CAGCGGCCAGACAGGAACGAGUCGACAUUUCUCGAGAACAAGCAGCACACACCAUCAAGAUUGUACCAUCGCUUGAACAAGGUCGUGUUGAUGCUCGCGCAAAAGCCAUAAGGCUGCCUCAAUUCCCUUUCCUUCCUCUCCCGCAUCCUCCGACACCCUUCACGCCAUCAUGGGCAAACUAAUGAGGCUGGAGCUUUUCAAUUUCAAGUCGUAUAAAGGCCACCAUGUUCUCCUCUUUGGCGAUGCAUACUUCACCUCAAUCAUUGGCCCAAACGGUUCAGGAAAGUCAAACUCUAUGGAUGCGAUAUCUUUCGUGCUCGGUAUAAAGUCCUCCCACUUGCGAUCGACCCACCUGAGAGAACUCGUUUACCGAGGCCGAGUCCUGCAAAAAUCUACGGCAAACGGCGAACAAGAGGCAAAUGGUAUCCAAGAGCAUGACGAUGAGGAUGCGAGCCAGGCAAAUGGCACUCAGGGUCGCAAUGACCCCAAAGCCGCAUGGGUAAUGGCUGUCUAUGAAGAUGAUGCUGGUAUCGAACAAAAGUGGAAACGUACAAUCACCAAUCAAGGAGUCUCCGAGUACCGGCUGAACGGCGAGGUGGUGACAGCGCAACAGUACAAUGAGGCAUUGGAAGAAGAGAACAUCCUGAUCAAGGCGCGCAACUUCUUAGUCUUCCAGGGUGACGUUGAAGCCAUAGCGAUUCAAAAACCUCAAGACCUGACAAAAUUAAUCGAGCAAGUGUCCGGCAGUCUUGAGUACAAAGCAGACUAUGAUAAACUCAAAGCCGAAUUAGAUGAAGCCGCGGAGCAACAGGCCUUCCAACUGAACCGUCGUCGUGGCAUCAACUCUGAGAUCAGGCAAUACCAAGAGCAGAAGAGAGAGGCAGACAAUUUUCAGAAAAAGGCUUCUGAGCGUGAUGAGGCAAUUGUGACUCACGUCCUGUGGAAACUAUAUCAUCUUCAACGGCAGAUUGAAGAGUCAAGUGCCGAAAUUCAGAAACACCAAAGCGAGCUGAAAGAUUUUCGACGAGGCAUUGAAAAAUAUGAGCGUAAGCUGGAGGCGGCAAAGAAAGAUCACGCCUACGCGGCUCGUAGUGUCGGCAAGGUAGAGAAGGCGAUCAAGUCCAAGGAAAAGGAAAUUGAGGACAAAAGCUCAUCUCUUGUGCCCAUUGAUGAGCAGAUCUCGGUAUCGAACAAUCAACUCACGAAAUACGCCAAUCGUGUCAACUCUAUCCAGAGAGAACGGAACGCGCAGGCAGAGACGGUCGCACAACUAGAGAAAGAUCUAGCCAGGGUCAAGAAGGCGCAAGCGCAGUGGCAGAAACAAUGGGAGCAGAAUGCAAGUCGCCUAGGUGGACAGCUGAGUGAUGCCGACCUUCAACAAUAUACGCGACUUCGAGAGGAGCUCAACAAGCGUGCGUCGGCCGAUCUCAGCAGAGUUGAGCGACUCAAAAGUGAAAGGGCUCCCAUAGAAGCAACGUACAACAACCUCAGGAACAGUGUGAACAGCACCGAGUACCGACUCCAGUCUCUCGACAACGAAUACAAAGCCUUCAGUGAGCGCAGAGACACUGUGAAAGAAGUGGUGGCAUCCACACAAUCUGAGAUAGAUGCAAAGAAGAAAGAACUUCACGCUGCGACUUCAAGACGACUACAGGCUGCACGUACUCGAACGGAGCUUGACGAAAAGUUGGCAGAAGUUGCUCGGAAGCUUCUCGAAGCUGACGACGGCCGCCGAACAAGCGAAAAGGAGUUGCGAAUGAAGGAGACGAUUGCCAUGCUCAAGCGCACAUAUCCUGGCGUCAAAGGCCGUGUACACGAGCUCUGUAAACCAAAGCAGAAGAAGUACCAAGAGGCUGUCAGCACUGUUCUCGGUCGACAUUUUGAUGCCGUUGUGGUUGACACUGAGGCCACCGCGAAACAAUGUAUCGAGUACCUCCGGGAUCAUCGAUCAGGACAAGCCACGUUUAUUCCAUUGGACACGAUUCAGGUCAAGGCGCUCAACUCUAACUUGAAAGGUAUGCAUCGCGGUAUGCGACCUGCUAUCGAGACAGUCGACUAUGAUCAGUCGGUCGCUCGUGCCAUUUCCUUCGCCUGCGGCAAUGCUAUCGUUUGUGAUGACCUGAACAUCGCCAAGGAGCUAUGCUACGCCCGCCACGUCGAUGCUAAAGCUGUCACCCUAGAUGGCAGUGUAAUUCACAAGGGAGGUCUCAUGACGGGCGGUCGAGGCAGAGAACAAAACACCCGCAGAUGGGACGAUGCCGAAGUUGAGAGACUCAACAAACUCAAGGAUAAACUAAUGGACGAAUUUUCAGCAUUGCCACAAGAACGAAGUCGUGUUGCGGAGGAACAGACCCUUCAGACUGAACUCAGUGGCCUGGAGGGCCGACUCCGCUUUGCUAAGGAAGAACUUGAUGCCCUGACUAAAAAUUUGCAGAGCAAGAAGAGAGAAGUCGAUCAUGUGAAGCAACAGCUCAACGACGAGCGCCCGAAGAUGCAGGCUGAACAACGAAAGCUCGAAAAGAUUGACGAGGAUAUCUCCGACUAUCAAGAGUCUGUCAAUAAUGUUGAGAAUGAAGUCUUUGCCGAUUUCUGCCAACGGCAUGGCUUCGACGACAUUCGAGACUAUGAAGCCCGCCAAGGCUCGCUACAACAAGAAGCUGCGCAGAAGAAGCUUGAAUUUGUAACCCAAAAGGGAAGACUCGAGGGUCAGCUCAGUUUUGAAAAGUCACGGCUUCAGGCUACGGACGAUCGCCUCGAGUCACUGAGAGAUAGAGAGCAGCGAGACAAAGAAAUCAUUGACGAGCUCAAUGAACAGCGCCAGGGCAUUCAGGACGACCUAGAGACCCUCAAGAAUGAAUUAGACGAGUUGAAUGCACAACUGGACCAGCAGAAAGAGCUCCUAUCAGACGUAGCAGAUACGCUGGCGGAGCAGAAACAAGAAGUUCAAAAACGAUCCAAGGAAAUGGAGAGCACAUUCAGAGCCAUCAGUGCACUUGAAGGUGACAUGCAGCGUCAUUCAUCCGCACGCUAUAGUCUGCUGCGUCGGUGCAAGAUCGAAAACAUCGCCAUUCCUCUCGAUAGCGGCUCAGCCAAUCUCGACAGCGUGCCAAUAAAUGAUCUGCCUCUAGAAGAUGCAGACGCUAUGGAUGUGGAUGAAGAUGACCCAACUUCGGCUGCUCUCAAAGCACACAACGUCAUGGACUACGGUGUUGUCCCAGAUUUUGAUGUUCUCGAUGAUGACCUGAAGGAGGAAGACAAUGAGGCAAUGGAAUCGAAAUUACUUGACGACAUUGCCAAGUUGAAUGCUGCGUUGGAUAAAAUGCAACCCAAUGCCCAUGCGGCACAACGUUUGGCUACUGUCGAAGCCCGUGCUCGUGACACGGAACAAGAAUACGAAGAAUCGCGCACCAACUAUCGGGAGACCAAGGCCCAAUUCGAGGACACCAUGCAAAAGCGCAAUGAAUUGUUCCACAAAGCAUUCUCGCAUAUCUCGGAACAGAUCGAACCCAUUUACUCCAACCUGACCAAGUCUGAUGAGUUCCCAGCUGGUGGUCGAGCAUAUCUCACAGCUGAUGAAGACGAACCAUAUCUUGCUGGAGUCAACUAUCAUACUAUGCCACCAACGAAGAGAUUCCGAGACAUGGAACAUUUGUCUGGUGGAGAAAAGACCAUGGCUGCUCUUGCACUUUUGUUUGCGAUUCACAGCUACCAACCGAGUCCCUUUUUUGUUCUGGAUGAAGUUGAUGCCGCACUGGACAAUGCCAACGUCGGCAAGCUGGUCAAUUACGUACGGAAUCAUGCUGGACCUGGAAUGCAAUUUAUUGUCAUCAGUCUAAAGACUGGUUUCUUCCAAGGCAGUGAAGCGCUCGUAGGUGUGUACAGAGACCAGGGUGCCAACAGCUCGAAAACCUUGACGCUUGACCUGCGCAAGUAUUCGUGAGUGCGACUUUAAGACGAAAGGACAUGCUCGGUAAUGUCCGACGAAAUGACAUGGUUGAAAUGGAGGAGAUACGAUGUGACAGGUAACCACGAGCUCGACGACUGCAAGUGAGAUUAAUGAUGAGCGUUCUCAUAUGAAUACAGUACACGAGUCUUGUAGUAACAUUGGAAAGAUUGUGUACUUGUGUACAAAAGAUUCGAUUCAGGCUACACUUUGUUUUACUUUUCUCAACAAUAGGACGCUGUCUUGCCUUUUGCCGCGAUGUUCCUUCUGAAACC